This is a messenger RNA of Notechis scutatus (mainland tiger snake), 7919 nucleotides long. RefSeq names its product WIZ zinc finger (gene WIZ). Gene Ontology annotation, biological process: regulation of transcription by RNA polymerase II. Gene Ontology annotation, cellular component: nucleus. The record is from RefSeq and is a predicted model, not a curated record. Gene Ontology annotation, molecular function: RNA polymerase II cis-regulatory region sequence-specific DNA binding; DNA-binding transcription factor activity, RNA polymerase II-specific. Lineage: Eukaryota; Metazoa; Chordata; Lepidosauria; Squamata; Elapidae.
GGCGGGGGGGGGCUUUAAAGGAGCCAUGUCCCCGGCGCGACAGCCUCGGCUGCUGUUGCUGCUGCUGCUGGUGCUGCUGGAGAGGCCGGAGCCGGGCGGGGGACCGAAGAGGAAGGGACGGCAGCAGUUCUGCCCGAGCCAAGCAGACCAGCCGACCCAACCCUGAGCGCCCGGGGGGGCGGGGUGGCGGUGGCGGCAGAGGCGGCGGCCCCCGCCACAGGAUGGUUGUCUGGCAGUAAUUGUUGCAAAUCCACCAAAGCCUUGAUGUUUGGUUUGUGAAAUUGACACAGCGGAAUCCACAAGGAAUGGAGAAAUCGGUUUCCACUGCUUUAUCAGAACAGGAGAAAGAGCAUGAGGAUGACCAAGGAAAAGCUGUGCCAAUGACCCUUGUGUCAAACAAAGAGGAUCUUAUUGCCCUUGAGUAUCCCCAAGGUGAAGCGAGAAUUCCUACUUUUUUUAAAGAUGCAAAAACAUCUCUUGAGCUCAUAGCUUUGUUGAGGGCAUCAAAGGAAGGGGGGAUUGAUCUGAAAGAGGCUGUCCCAAAUUCUUCAGAGAAACUAGAAGCCAUGAAUAGUGAAGGGAAAGUGACUGAGAUGUAUAGUCAUAAAGAGGGUACCAGUUUGUUAUCCAUGUUCAUUCAUCAAGAUUCAGAUGCUGCUUUGGAAGACUGUGAAGUCACAGAUGACGUCAGCCUUUCUCAUGGUAUCAUAUCUAUCACAACUCAGAAGAAAGAAGCCUGCAACAAGACAGAAGACUAUUUAAAAUUCAGGAAAGGCUGUUGUAAAGCAGAUCCUAACAGAUCGUUGGAUCAAAGAAGCACGAAUGUCUUGUGGGAUUGCUCUACGCUGGAGACAAUGGGUAGUGUCUCCAGGGAGGAAAGCACUUUAGAAAAACUUUCUGGUUUGAAGGAUUCAAUGAAUUCUAAGGAAGCUGAAUGGAGAAAUCCUUGUAACCCAAAGGAAUUCAAUUCUGCAGUGGAAUCCAAACUCAUAACAAUGCUGCAGGUGAAUACUAAGGAUUUAGGAAGGGAGACCGAGCACUUACACUCUCAGGCUUUACCACCACUUGUUGGAGUACAGACUGUUAGUGAAGAUGAAAGAUACCAUAGCAGUGAACCAAAGCAUGUAGACACCUUCAGCAAAGAACACUUGAACAAAAGUCAAGCAUUGGAGAAAGAAGACUUUCACAGAUUUGAUUGGAGUUCUGGGCACAGAGAAGGGCAUGGGCCACUCCCCAAAAACACAAGUAAAUCACCAGAUGUAGCAACAAACCUGUCUGCUAAGAGACGGUCUGCACGAGAAGCUUCUUUGUUGGCUUUACCGGUAUUUAGAAAAAUGCUAAAUCCCCAUUUAAAUAAAGCAACCAGUGUAGAGUGUGUGUUCUCUCCCUGGAAGGGACAGGCAGUGGAUUCUGAUAUAGAUGAAAUAAGUUCUGCUAUUCCAACUGACUGGGCAUUAGAGAAAUCAGGACUUCAGACAGCUAUGGAUCUUGUUGUUCAUAAACAUGGUUGGACAGUUAGUGACAAAGACACUAUGGAACAUGUUCCCCUAAGGUCUGUGGAAUCUCCUUCCUGUAGCACUUUUGAUGAAACAAGACCUUAUAUGUGCAAUGUCCUUUUGGAGGAGCAAGAAAAAGAUGAUGUUGGCCAAGAAGGGGAUCCAACUGUUUACACAUGCAUUGAGUGUAGCAUCUAUUUUAAGAUGAAAGAACAUUUGAUGGAUCAUAUGCUUCAGCAUAACAGAGGAUUGGAUCAGGACAAAGAAGACACUAGAGGUCUGGAUCAGUUGACCUGUAAUGAGUGUGGAUGGGGUUUUGGGGACAUUGAAUCUCUAGACCAGCAUAGGAGGCUUCAUCAGCAAUCAAGAGAAAAGAUCAUUGAAGAAAUUCAGAAGCUUAAUGAAUUAUCAGAUGAAGGGAGAGAUGCCAGGCUACAAUGCCCAAAAUGUGUGUUUGGAACCAAUUCUUCUAAAGUGUUUGUUCGGCAUGCAAAAAUGCAUGUUAGGGAGAGGAAAAACCAAGGUUUGAAGAAUGUGUUUGGCAGUUCUGCUUGUAGUGAACCACAGAAUAGCUCUAUGCACAAUGUGUAUAAACAUUUCAGGCCAAAUGAACAUAUAUCUCAAGUUGCACAUGAUGCACACAGUAGAAGUAAAAAGCUUAGCAUUUGCACGCUUUGCAGCUUCCCUGCACCAGAUGAAAAUAUUUUAAAAGAACACAUGAAAUAUGCUCAUUCCCACCUGCCCUGGAACAUAGAGACUUUGGAAGCAGACAUGAACCAACCUGGGACUAGUAGGGAUGACUAUAGCUCUAGCGAGUCAGGACGAUUUUUGGAAAAUGAUUAUUUGAGCAAAACAGACAGAUUCUUUCCACAGUACCACUGUGAAACUAUGCCCCGCUACAACUCUUUCCUUGAGUGCACAGCAGGUCAUCCAAAACUUCAUAAAACUAAUGGCACUAAUAUAAAGGACAUCCCAAUGCCAGGAUUUCGGGCUAGGAAACGAGCUCCCUAUAACUCCUCACAGAAUGUCUUGGCAAUGUCCACUCUUACCUCAUCAAAAGCUUAUUCUCCAUAUGCCUUGAACCAAAUGAGAAAUAAAAGCACAACUCUGCCACUUGAGGCUGAGAGAGAGAGUAUCCAAAGCCAUACAGGUGGGUUGGAGGAACAACUGUGCAAAUGGUUACCUAUAAACAAUAUUAGGACGACUGAAGAAGAAUUCCCUUUGAUGACAGAAAUAGAAUUAGCACAGAAUAGAUACUUUAACCCUUUUGUUAUUCCUCAAUCUGCCUUGGAACUCAAAAGGACUUUUGUAGGCACUUUGAAGGCAAUGGAUUGUACAACCCUAUCAGCAGGACAGCAACAGCAGUUACAUCAAAUGGUUCCUAUUGUUCUUGUUGAGGAAAUUAAUAUUUAUCCCCAAAAGAGGAAGAAGCCGAAGAUGAAGAAUCUGAGAAAAAAGUUGUCACCUGCAAGACACUUUGGAAUGGAGGAAUCUCUUCCCUUAGGUGUAUUUCUGUUAGAUUCCUCUCUAGAAGGAUCUCUUGAACUGGAUGAUCUUCUGGGUACAGAUUCCACAAUGCUGAAAAAUGAGGAGAGAAAAUGCCCAUACUGUCCUGACAGAUUCCACAAUGGGAUUGGUCUGGCCAAUCAUGUGCGGGGCCACCUGAACAGGGUGGGUGUGAGCUACAAUGUCCGUCACUUCAUCUCUGCAGAAGAAGUGAAAGCUAUUGAGCAAAAAUUUUCCUUCCAAAAGAAGAAGAAAAAAGGUAUUGCAAACUUUGAUCCCAGUACGUUCAGUUUAAUGAGAUGUGAAUUCUGUGGAGCUGGCUUUGACACACGUGCAGGGUUAUCCAGCCAUGCCAGGGCCCACCUGCGGGAUUUUGGCAUCACUAACUGGGAGCUCACCAUUUCACCAAUUAAUAUCUUGAAGGAACUACUAGCCAAUUCAUCUGAACAACACCCCGUGUUGCAGUAUGUGAUGGAAACAGACCCCUCAUCUCCAAAUGAAGAAAGAGAGAUGCUUGGGUUUGGGCCCUGCAAAACUACACUCCCCAUAUCUGAUUACAGCAUUUCACAAUCAACUUUUCCCCCCUUCCCUUCUUCCUGGGGAGAUGAGACCAUGCAGGCUUUCAGACAUGUUAUGGUUUCUGAGGAAGAAGAGGAGAUGAUUACCUCAGAGAUGAGCUCGCCACUCCUCCAGAAGAAGAAUUCUUUGGCUGGAUCACUAGAUCAGAUUCCAAACCGAAUAGGAACCUCACUUUCUCCUGAAUCUUCAAGCAACAAGGCAGACUCCCAGGAUGCCAAAUCACCAAACCUCACGAAAUGUGAGGUCUGUGGUACCUGCUUCGAGACCCGCAAGGGCCUGUCCAGCCAUGCUCGUUCUCACUUACGGCAGCUUGGUGUGGCUGAGUCUGAGAGCAGUGGAGCUCCUAUCGACUUACUUUAUGAACUGAUGAAACAGAAGGGAAAAGUGGACAGCAGCCCCGUCUCUCCAAGUCUUAGCAAAAAAUCUGCCUCUCCCAAAGAAAGGUCUGCAGGGUCCUCCCGGCCAACACUGCUGCUGCCUCUCGACAAAGCCUCGGAAAGGUCACAAGAGCCACCUGUAAACAAAGCAAUCAAAUCCCCUCCAGGUUUCACCCCCAAGAAUGUUUCCCAACCAGGAUCUCCCAUAUUCAAGAAAAUGGCAUCUGCUCUGCCUGGUUCUCCGCCACAAAAGAACCCUGAAGACAAAAGCCCCAAGCUACCGUUGGGCCCUCUGCAGAAUUCACCUAAAACACAGUGGUCACAACUGGAGGAUGAAGGCCCUUUAAAUCUAACUGUAGAUAGUGACUCGGGCAGAGAAAUUGACUGCCAAUUAUGUGGUGCCUGGUUUGAAACCAGAAAAGGGCUGUCAAGUCACGCUAGAGCCCACCUGAGACACCUGGGAGUGAGCAAUCCAGAUGCUAAAGGAUCUCCUAUUGAUGUUUUAAAUGAUCUCAUCAAAAAUGAAGACUUCAAAGGCCGUCUUUCCUCUCUCAUCCAUAGCGAGAGAGACUCAUUAGGGGAGAUUGGGAGUUCUGAUGGACACAGCCCAAAGAGUACAGCUACAGCAACACCUACCACAGGCAUGAAACAAGCACACUCACCAAGGCCUUUGGGCAAACAGCCAUCUAUACUCUCACCUCACUCCCUUCCACCAUCCAAGAAGCUGAAGCCACAUGGGCACAGGCUGUCACUUGUGGCCAGUCUACAAAGGAAACAGGGUCUUUCUUCCAGUGCGUACUGGGCAUCAGAUGCUGAGAUGGCUCCACUCAAUCUCUCCUCUGGUGCAGAACCUGUGCGGGACAUCAGAUGUGAAUUCUGUGGGGAAUAUUUUGAGAAUCGCAAAGGGCUCUCCAGCCAUGCCAGAUCCCAUCUACGUCAAAUGGGAGUGACUGAGUGGUACGUGAACGGUUCUCCAAUUGACACACUCCGAGAAAUUCUGAAAAGGCGAGCUCAACCUCGGACCAGUACCUCAAGUUCCCCAGCACAUGGUCAGAAGUCAAUGACCCAGUCGGUUCUUGGAGGCUCUCUGGAACCCUGUAGCCCAGGAGAAAGCCACAUGCCUGGGAUCUCUAAGAAGGCACAGCAGCCAGGGAGCCCCAUGGGACACUCGCCUACCUCUUCUCCUCCCCCAACCGCUAGAAAAAUAUUCUCCGGGCUUCCUUCUUCUUUGCAUAAGAAAUUGAAGCAAGACCAAUUACGAAUGGAAAUCAAGCGGGAAAUGAUAUCUGGGGGACUUCAUAAUGAAUCGCAUCUGUCUGACAGAGCCUGGUCACCACGGGAAGAGAUGUCUCCACUCAAUCUCUCUGCUCGUGCAGACCCUGUCCGGGAAAUUCGUUGUGAAUUUUGUGGCGAGUUUUUUGAGAACCGGAAGGGGUUGUCCAGCCAUGCCAGGUCUCACUUACGUCAGAUGGGAGUAACUGAAUGGUCAGUCAAUGGAUCUCCCAUUGAUACAUUACGUGAAAUCAUAAAGAAAAAGAACAAGCCGUGCUUGAUAAAGAAGGAGCCAAACACAAUGAGCAUUGAGCUUCCCACAGCUAUGGGAGACGAUGGAGCUGAUCCUAAAUUGCCUGGAAAAAUUCUGCAGCCCAUGACAUUGUCUCCACUGGGCGGAAAGACUGGAAAACCACAUCUUGGUCGGGAUAUGUCCUUGUCCCUACUCAAGUCACAGGAGGGAUUCUUGGCACCACUCUCUGCUAAACGGCCACUAUCAGAUGAACGACUGAGUGGCCAUGAAAUGAAACAUAAAACAUACAUCCAGACCGAAUUGCCAUUCAAAGCCAAGUUGUUACAUGAAAAGCCCACUCAUACAUCCAGUGAAGCCUGCUGUGAACUCUGUGGCCUCUACUUUGAGAACCGCAAAGCACUAGCCAGCCAUGCUCGGGCACAUCUCAGACAGUUUGGCGUAACUGAAUGGUGUGUGAAUGGAUCCCCAAUUGAGACUUUAAGUGAAUGGAUCAAGCAUCGCCCCCAGAAAGCGGGAGCCUAUCGCAGCUACAUCCAAGGUGGCCGGCCCUUUGCAAAGAAGUUCCGCAACGCUGCUCACCUGCGUGAUGGUGAUGCCUCUGGGAAGAGAGUUGCUCUGAGCCUGCAUGCAGGCAGCCCUUCACUGAUGAGCAGAAGCCUAAGUGGGGAAAUGAUGCCAAACGAGCACAGUAAAGGUGUGGAUGGUUGUGGCAGCAGUGAGCGACCUGCAAUCACGUCCCCUUUGUCGCUUGUAAAGGUGGAAGAGCAUCAGCAACAUAACAUCAACAAGUUUGAACGGAGGCAGGCAAAGCCCAUUGAGGCUCCUCUACAUAGGGAAGAGGAAUCCAGUGACUUGCAACAGAGGGCUGAAGAGGUCCGCCAGCCAGCCCCCAGAGUAAGACCAGUGCCCUCUUUGGUUCCUAGGCCACCACAGACUUCCUUGGUGAAAUUUGUGGGCAACAUCUACACACUAAAGUGCAGAUUUUGUGAAGUGGAGUUUCAAGGACCCCUCUCCAUCCAAGAAGAGUGGGUGCGGCAUCUUCAGCGCCACAUUUUGGAGACUAACUUCUCCAAGGCUGAUCCGUUGCGAAGUGGGACUGAUAUGCCUGCAGCAGCACCUGUAGCUGAAGCCCAAUAGCAAAGCUCUUAGGAAGCACCAGCAUUCCAGGCUUUCUGCCUUACAUUUCCAAAUGUACAAGAAUAAUGUUGAACAAAUAGGAGUGAACACGUUUGUUUUUCUGGGUUCUAUAGUUUCGCUACAGAGUCCAGGUAUUAUUCAUAGACUUAAUUUGGACUUUCAGAGGCUAAGAGAAGAGUCCAGAGUUUGAGCACUAAACAAAACCAAGUUGGGUUGUUUUUUUUUUUUGUUUUUUUUUGGAGAUGUCCUUAUUGAUAGCAGUGGCAUUCCACACUAGAGCUUCUUGUGUGUGUACUGUCUGCACAGAGGGAGGAUGGGUUUUUUUUUUUAAAGCAAAAAAGAAUUGUCCUUAACCUCCCAGUAAAUGCAAUUUUUUCCAAAGACACACUCUCCUCACACGGAGAAAACAUUUCACUCGCUCUGUUGCAGUUCAGGCUGUAGAAGAUGUUUUGGUGAGAGAGAUGAAUGUGAGGUUCUAGUGAAAGUUGUGAACAUGGGGGUCAUUUUGAGCCCAAACAUAAUCUGGGAGGGUAGAAGAAGAGCUAAUUUGCUGUGUGGGGGAAAGCUAUUGAUUCUAUAUGUGACCUUAAUAUAUGUUUGAUUCCUUAGAUGACAAGUCUUUAGUUUCUGUGGACGUUGGAUCCUGUUGUGCAUGUUCACAUCCUCUAAUUGUGUGUAAUGGGGUACUCCAUCCCAGUACGUUAUAGGGGAAAUCAAGAACUUCUUGACCAUAUACGUUUGCCUCUUCCUUACUUCCUAAUGUCAAUUGGUUAUCCUUGUUUCCUGUGGAAUUUUAUAUGUAGGUAAUCCUACUCUGCAAUACUAUGGCAGUUUGAUUUUGGUAGAGGGAUAAGAUUCUCUUUUAUCUUAAGCCUUGGGCUAAUGAUUGACCUCUGCCUGAAGAUGACAUGUCCUUCUGGCCAGUUCUGAAUUAAUAAGUUAUAUCCAGGAGCGACUGAAGAACUUGCCGCACAGACUUCUGGACUUCUUGUUGGAGGGGCUUUAUAUGUUGUUUCCUUUCUAGCAGGCACUUGGUGCAGUUCCCGGAUCAGCAACAGUAAGUCCUACUGGAAUUUCUGCUUUCCUGUUUUCGAUUACCGUUGCCGUCUUCUUUCUCUUCAUUGAACCUCAACUUUUUAAACUCUAGUUUUGUGUAGAAAUAAUGAGCGUUUGUUUUUAUUUGGAACUCAAGCUGAUCAAAGCUAGAAGAGAAAUUACCUUUUAACUUUUUCAAUAGGCAUAUUCUGGUUAUUAUUGUACCUAGGAAUAUGUAUAUUAGAUUAAACUCUGUUCUGGAAA